CUAGCCUUCCCUUCCCCAAAGUGUACAUUCAACAUAGCGAGUUUCGUGGCACUUUUUCAUCUCCUCUGUGCAGCUGACAGACUAGGAGUCAAAGGAAUUCACGUUGCCGGAGAUAAUGAUCUCAUGAUAAGGACGCUGAAUACUCGUACUCUUCCCCAGGCUGCUCGGCUACGGGGUUGGUUUCUUAAACGCAGACACAUGACUGACAAGGUCCGAGUUGAGUCAUGGAUGCAAACCUCCAAAGCGGCAAACCAGGGUUCGUGUAGUCUGGCAACUGCGGCGGUGGAGUCUGGGCAGACGCUGGAACCAACACCA
Phytophthora sojae is the source of this 315-nucleotide messenger RNA. RefSeq lists its product as hypothetical. The annotation marks the transcript as partial. The transcript has a single exon. NCBI's taxonomy places the organism in Eukaryota, Oomycota, Peronosporomycetes, Peronosporales, Peronosporaceae. The record is from RefSeq and is a predicted model, not a curated record. Gene Ontology annotation, molecular function: nucleic acid binding.